Messenger RNA from Dermacentor andersoni, 829 nucleotides. The record is from RefSeq and is a predicted model, not a curated record. Lineage: Eukaryota; Metazoa; Arthropoda; Arachnida; Ixodida; Ixodidae.
CGUUGCAUUUGGUCGUCUCGUCUUUUUGUGUGACGUGUUUCGAUGGCUGGCUGUGAAUGUCUCGCCGUGCUGGUGCAGUUGGUGCGGAGAUGAGUUGAAUCGGCGUUCCUAAUCAACCAGCGCCGACACUAUGUCGGCGACUGGCAUGUUAGCCGUUGCUGUCACGCUGCUGAGCUUCGUCGUACCCUUCGCUAGCUGUCACGGAAAAGCAGAGCACUCGCAACGAGGCCGUCAACAGGAACUCGAAGUCGUCGGCCGAAUCCUGAGUGUCUUCGCGAAGCAAGAGAAAGAUCCGUGCAUACCACGCGGGCGCAUCCUAGCUAUCAUACGGACUGAAAAAACCAGGUACAGCACCAAUUUGUCCAUCAUAAUGGUGUUCAUAUCCAACCUCGUCUUGAUGUUCAACCUCUUUGUCAUGGUGGUGACACGGUACCUGCGCUACGACAUUCGGAACAGCAUCGGCCAGCUCCUCCGAGAGGCCGCCAAUGAAGACAACAUCUCACUUGUUCCAAGCUCCUUUUAUUAACCAAUCAGAAAGGAGACACUGUGAAAGAUUGGAACAACUACAAUACAGAGGUUUUACUCGUGCACUGCAGUUGGUGGAACUGUGUGUACAGGGUGGUAAUGUGUAUCAUGUGCGAUACCAGCAGUAUAAGUAGUAGCAGCAGUUGUAAUAGCAACUCUUUUUUUUUCUUAACCUUAACAACACUCAUUACCCCUGCGCUUGCGUGGCACCAUUUACGUCAGGAACAUGACAACAAAAGUUUAAUAAAAAAUGCAGCAACUUAUAAAAUGGUCUCACUAAUGUGUACACAUAAAAAUAAGAAAA